Messenger RNA from Saccharomyces eubayanus, 438 nucleotides. RefSeq names its product Hab1p (gene HAB1). The coding region runs from base 1 to 438 and encodes 145 amino acids. The transcript has a single exon. The record is from RefSeq and is a predicted model, not a curated record. NCBI's taxonomy places the organism in Eukaryota, Fungi, Ascomycota, Saccharomycetes, Saccharomycetales, Saccharomycetaceae.
AUGACUAUAUUUUCUAAGUUUUCGUAUUUCGAGAACUUCUUCUCAUUCAAAAAGCAAGAACCCUCCCCCAUUGAAAUCGUUUACUGCAAUGAGACCAACGGAUUUGUAAACAUCAAAGCCUUGGAAAGCUUCACCGAUGAUAGCAUGGAGGCAGACAUCUCUGAUAGAGAAAUGGCUACGAUUCUGACCCGAAACAAAAAGAGCCUGGGAAAAGUGGCUAUUGAUAAGAAUAGUAGUAAUAAACAAUGUAUAAAUUUAAGCGAGCUGAAAACGGGCCAUGCUGCCGCCACCAGACGGAAGUUGAGCGGCAAUGAGUCAUGGCCGAACCAGGACUCAUAUCCGCCUGAGGACCCCUCCGAGUUCAACAAGUUUGAUGAUAAACAUAACAGAAUCCAAAAGUGUAGCACCAGGAGAGGUUACUUGUCGUACAAGAAAUAG